This is a messenger RNA of Pangasianodon hypophthalmus (striped catfish), 840 nucleotides long. RefSeq names its product guanylyl cyclase-activating protein 2-like. Gene Ontology annotation, molecular function: calcium ion binding; calcium sensitive guanylate cyclase activator activity. Gene Ontology annotation, cellular component: photoreceptor inner segment; cone photoreceptor outer segment. The record is from RefSeq and is a predicted model, not a curated record. The coding region runs from base 93 to 674 and encodes 193 amino acids. NCBI's taxonomy places the organism in Eukaryota, Metazoa, Chordata, Actinopteri, Siluriformes, Pangasiidae. The transcript has 4 exons. Gene Ontology annotation, biological process: visual perception.
UAAUCUCUAUUAAACUUUCUUAGCGAUCUGGCUACACGGUGAGAGCAGGUUUCAGGAUGGGAUUUUAGAACCACACACUGUAAAGAAUAAACAUGGGACAAACUCAGCACAUUGAGAAAACCGAACAUGCAGAGAUUGACGUCAUUACACUUCAGGACAUGUAUAAAAAGUUUGUGACUGAGUGCCCAAGCGGCCUUUUGUUUUUGCAUGAAUUUAAGAAGUUUUUCGGAGUGGGACCCUCUGGGGAAGCAUCCGAGUACGCAGAGAAUAUGUUUCGCGCCUUUGACAAGAAUGGGGACAACACUAUUGACUUCUUGGAGUUUGUGGCUGCUCUGAAUUUGGUGUUCAGGGGAGAUUUAGAGCACAAGCUGAGAUGGUCAUUCAAAGUGUACGACAAGGAUGGCAACGGUUUUAUAGACAAAGCUGAACUCAGAGCGAUUGUUGAAAUUAUAUAUCGUGUCAGGAAAGUAGGCAGGAAAGGUCCAGAUGUGUCCCUUGAUGAAAUCUGUGAAAGAAUCUUCAAAGUGGUAGAUGUGAAUAGAGAUGGUCAGAUUACACUGGAGGAGUUUUUAGCAGGGGCUCAGAAAGAUCCAUGGAUUCUUAACAUGUUGCGUUUAGACAUGAACCCGUAUAGUUGGGUGGCGGAACAGAGGAGGAAAAGUGCUCAUUUCUGAGAUGAAAAUGUCUCUACAGGAAAUCCUGAAUAUUCCGACAUCAGUUGUAUUGUACUAGAUUCAUUUUUCCCCACAGAUACUAUAUGUUUGAUAACAAAAUUGUUUUUAAUGGAUUGUCUUAAUCAAGCACUUACUAUAUAUUCAGUGCCUGUUCAGUAUAGCUAUA